AUGCUUCUUGUGUCCCCUCAUGUUUCUUGUGUCCCCUCAUAUCCGGUGUCCCCUCACACCUCUGUGUCCUGUGUCUCUGCAGAGCUGCAUCCAUGCUUCAAUGGCGGUGAGUGUAUCCAGAAGAAGUCCUGUGACUGCGGUCGGUAUAACGCCUCGGGAUCGCGCUGUCAGAUAGUCUACAACACCGGAGCUGACAGGGAGAACAUUUGCCGCACGUGGGGACAAUAUCACUACGAAACGUUCGAUGGCGUUUAUUAUUAUUACCCGGGAACCUCCACCUACGACCUCCUGCGACAGAGCGACCCCGAGGAGCCCAGCUUCGCCAUCCAGGUGCACAAUGACAGGGACUGCGGCCCCCGCCCCUACUCCUGUCGGCGCUCCCUCAGUCUAUACUUUGCUGGAAUCGGGGAAAUUACCCUUCAGAACCGAAUCGUCCUUCAUAACAACGUCAGGGUGGGGCUUCCAUACACAGUGGGGAACGUGAAGAUCCAAGCCGUCUCCGGAUACGUGGUUGUGCGGCAGCAGUACGUCUUCUCCAUGGCGUGGGACGGGAACUCCUCCGUGUAUCUGAAGAUGAGUCCCGAUUACUUCGGAAGGACGCACGGACUUUGUGGGAACAAUAACUGGAUUCCUCAGGAUGAUCUGGUGACCAGCUAUGGAAAAUUGACGGAAAACAUUGAAGAGUUUGUGAACAGCUGGAGGGAAGAUCUGCCCCAUAAAUCCUCCCCCGCCGCUCCUUUCCUGUAUGAACCGCCAUGUGCCAAGACAAGUCCGCGUGUGACACAGAUGUCACACUCGCUGUGCUCCGCCCUUCUCCAAGAUCCAUUCCACACAUGUCACCACGUGGUCAGCCCCUCCCCCUUCAUGGCCAGCUGUGCUACUGACCUCUGCAGGAUAAUGGUGACCUAUGUGGGUAAUGGUGACCUCCUGAGGGUAAUGGUGACCUCUGUGGAUAAUGGUGACCUCUCAGGAUAA
Messenger RNA from Rana temporaria (common frog), 975 nucleotides. Its product is annotated as otogelin-like. The record is from RefSeq and is a predicted model, not a curated record. Bases 1 to 975 code for a protein of 324 amino acids. The transcript is spliced from 7 exons. NCBI's taxonomy places the organism in Eukaryota, Metazoa, Chordata, Amphibia, Anura, Ranidae. Gene Ontology annotation, cellular component: extracellular matrix.